GGAUUGAUGAAGCUCCGAUGGAGUUUGACAUCGAGUCAGAGAUGAAAAGUCUUCAGGCUUCAAUGACACAGCUCCAAACAGAGAACACAGAACUCAAAGAACGAUUGGAGAGCACCGAGAUGGAGCUGAAGAAGAUGAGAGAUGUACCAAAGGUGGCGUUUGCGGCAUCUCUAGGCGGCAACGGCCUCCAGAAGACCACGUCCGGAAUAAAGAAGCUCCUCUUCAAGGACGUCCUCACCAACGUCGGUGAGGCGUACAACACGGAGACAGGAUAUUUCACGGCACCCGUACGCGGCGUUUACUACGUCCGAUUCACCGCCAACGCGCCUACCAACUUCCCCAUGAGCGCCGUGUUGUAUAAGAACGACUUAAAGGUGGAGCUCAUCGCCCACGAGCAGCCAUCAGGCGAGGGCAGCGACACGGCAUCCAACGGCGCCACACUGCUGCUGGAGAAGGGCGACAAACUCUCCCUGUAUUUGUGGAACGACACUCAGAUCUGGGACAACAGCAACCACCACAGCACCUUCAGCGGAUUCCUGCUCUUUCCCCAGUGAGUGCCGUGCUAGGCCUCCUUCACACACUCACUAAAUAUUCAAUAAAAAUCC
This is a messenger RNA of Phycodurus eques (leafy seadragon), 605 nucleotides long. Its product is annotated as complement C1q-like protein 4. NCBI's taxonomy places the organism in Eukaryota, Metazoa, Chordata, Actinopteri, Syngnathiformes, Syngnathidae. Gene Ontology annotation, molecular function: protein binding. The record is from RefSeq and is a predicted model, not a curated record.